AUGGUUUCCUCUACCUGCUGUGGCAAGGGCGGCGCUGAGUGCGUCUGUGCCCAGAACGCCACCUGCUCGUGCGGCAAGCAGUCCGCCCUCCACUGCAACUGCGACCGCGCCGCCACCGAGAACAACACGGCCGGCGACCGCUGCUCGUGCGGCCAGCGCCCAGCCGGUGCCUGCACCUGCGCCACCAACCCGAGCGAGGUCAACACCGCCAACGAGACGGACUUCACUACGCGCAAGUAG
Messenger RNA from Sporothrix brasiliensis 5110, 240 nucleotides. RefSeq names its product copper resistance protein. The coding region runs from base 1 to 240 and encodes 79 amino acids. The record is from RefSeq and is a predicted model, not a curated record. NCBI's taxonomy places the organism in Eukaryota, Fungi, Ascomycota, Sordariomycetes, Ophiostomatales, Ophiostomataceae. The transcript is spliced from 2 exons.